Messenger RNA from Zingiber officinale, 2475 nucleotides. RefSeq names its product mechanosensitive ion channel protein 2, chloroplastic-like. Bases 244 to 2253 code for a protein of 669 amino acids. Gene Ontology annotation, cellular component: membrane. NCBI's taxonomy places the organism in Eukaryota, Viridiplantae, Streptophyta, Magnoliopsida, Zingiberales, Zingiberaceae. The record is from RefSeq and is a predicted model, not a curated record. Gene Ontology annotation, biological process: transmembrane transport. The transcript is spliced from 14 exons.
CGGACGCCACCUAUCCUCAAAUAGUCGACGCCGUCGGCAUUUCGGCCAGCCCUCCAGCUUUGGCCCGUUCAAGUCGAUCGCCUCCGUGAAAAAUUAAAAAGUCGCCACCGCUCUCCCCUUUCUACAAUCCUCCGAUAUUUCUUCCUGAUCUAAUCCCGCUGUUUGAUCGCGUUUCUAGGAGAGGAAGGAGGAAGGAACGUCAGUGCCAAAUCCAUUUUUUCCAAGUUAUAUGCCUUUCUGAAAAUGACUGUUGGAUCCUCCUUCCCUUUGCUCCAAGAACUAUGUGUUGCCCAAAGCUUUCCUCAUAAUUGUCAACCUAAGAACUUCAGAUCAAAGAAAUGGAACCGAGUGAAGGUCUCUCUCCUUUCUUCUAAUGUUUUGAGAAAAGGUGCUUGGACUGCUUAUGUUUCAAACAGGACAUACAAGUCAAGGUUUUGCUUUCCAUACAAACACAAUGUUUUCAGAUGCCAGUCUUUUAAUCUGCCAAGCACUGGAGAUGUAAUCCCUCAUUUAAAAUAUACCACUCUGGCUUUGGCUAGAUCUUGCAAUGCUUUGCUUGGAAGUAAUUCUUUUCAAUUAAUCCCUGCUGUCGGACUUAUUACUUUUUCUAUUUGGGGUCUUGGGCCAAUGAUGCGGUACCUUAGAAGCCUAUUUGAUAAUGAUAGUAAUUGGAAAAAGAGCAAAACAUACUAUAUUUCAACCUCAUAUGUUAGACCACUGCUCAUUUGGACUGGAACCAUGCUUAUCUGCAGAUUUUUGGACCCUGUAGUUCUACCCUCGGAAGCAAGCCAAAUAAUUAAGAAACGUUUUCUGAACUUUGUAAGAUCCUUAUCAUCAGUAUUGGCCAUUGCCUAUUGUUUCUCAAGCUUCAUUCAGCAGUCACAAAAAUUCUUCACCGAGACUAGUAGUACUGAUGAUACAAGAAAGAUUGGUUUCCAGUUUGCUGGAAGAGCUGUAUAUACAGCAGUAUGGAUUGCUGCUAUUUCAUUAUUCAUGGAGCUGCUGGGAUUUUCUACCCACAAAUGGGUCACUGCUGGUGGACUUGGAACAGUUCUGCUGACUCUGGCUGGUCGUGAAAUAUUUACAAAUUUUCUUUCAAGUGUGAUGAUACAUGCAACUCGACCAUUUGUUGUCAAUCAAUGGAUUCAGACUAAGAUUGAGGGCUAUGAUGUUUCUGGUGUUGUAGAGCAAGUUGGCUGGUGGUCUCCGACUAUCAUAAGAGGUGAAGAUCGUGAAGCAGUUCAUAUUCCUAAUCAUAAAUUCACUGUUAAUAUUGUGAGAAACCUCAGUCAGAAGACACAUUGGCGGAUUAAGACCCAUAUGGGGAUCAGUCAUUUGGAUGUUAAUAAAAUUAGUAACAUUAUAGCAGAUAUGCGAAAAGUUUUAGCAAAAAAUCCUCAAAUAGAACAACAGAGGUUGCACAGAAGAGUUUUUCUGGAUAGUGUUGACCCAGAAAAUCAAGCUCUUUUGAUUCUUAUAUCAUGCUUUGUCAAGACCUCACAUAUUGAGCAGUACCUCUGUGUAAAGGAAGCUGUUAUGUUAGAUCUCCUCAGAGUUAUCAGCCAUCACAGAGCUAGGCUUGCAACUCCUAUUCGUACGGUCCAAAAAAUAUAUCGUGAAGCAGAUGUGGAAGACACUCCCUUUUCAGACAGUGCUUUCAGACAUUCUGCUACAUCCCGUCACCCAUUCUUUUUGAUUGAUUCUCAAUCAAGAUUCAACAGUGAAGACAAGGCCAAACUUCGCACAAACCAAGAUCAGGUCAAUAAGACUGCUGCUACAACAGAGAUCAAGUCGUCUCCAUCUCCGGGCGGUGGAAUCUCAUCCAGGCACCAAAAGAAGGCUGAUACUGGAGAUGCUUUGCCUAACAACAACAAAACGGGCACUGCAGCUACACUCUCAUCCAAUUCUCCAUCCACGACACAGCAUCAAGACCAAGAUACAGAAGAACCAACUCCAAGAGUACUUAGCCAAAAACCCUCCGCAUCUGAGGUUGCCGAGCGGUUUGAUGCAAAAAAUGAAGUAGAAAAGAUGUCAAUCAAGAAACAGCAAGCUCCCAAGCCAGUGUUUGAAGAUAACAUUGUCCUUGGGGUGGCUCUUGAAGGAUCAAAGCGCACACUCCCUAUCGAAGAAGGAAUAGAUGCAUCUGCACAAUCAGAUACAAAUGAGCUUGCCACUGCCUGGAAUGCUAAUGUACCUACUGCGACUUCUAAGGAGAUUAGAGGAUCAGUUGACAAGAGGGACCAUGAAACCUGACCAUGGCACACCAGCUCGAGGUGACUAGACCAAAUCAACGAUUUUUUUUCUUGUUGAAUUGAGUUGAAUAGAUGUUUAUAGCUUGAUCAAACAGUGGAUUCCGAUUUGUAUGUUUUUGACUUUUGAUGAUCAUUGUAUACAGGAAAUAGAUGAAUUACUUUUCAUCUUCCUAUCACUAAAUUGUUUCUUAAAAAAAAUCAAAUUGUGAGUUGAAAAAUAAAA